AUGAACCCAGUGGAACAUCUGCCCACUGAGAGCAACAGGUGGAGGCUGGGGUUCCCCACCAUCUGUCUGUCCCGGUUCUCCCGGUGGCUCCAGGCUCUGGAGCACCAGAGGGGUGUGGUCUUCCCCAGGGACCAGAGGGCUCCAGUCGCAGAGCAGCGCCCCUGUGCCUUUGUCACCUGGUCAGACUGGGACCUGGGGGUGUGUCUGCUGUAUGAGUGUAAACGGAAGCAGCUCCACAAACCUGCUGUUCUGAACAGCUGGAUAGACCUGAGAGCUACGUACAGGCUGUUCUACAACCGAAAACCCAAGGGACUGAAUGGAGCUUUACAGGAUCUAGGGAUACAAUUCUCUGGACGGGAGCACUCAGGUCUGGACGACGCCCGCAACACUGCCCACCUGGCCUGGAGGAUGAUGAGGGAUGGCUGUGUGAUGAAGAUUACGCGCAGUCUGGAGAGGGUGAGUGGCUUCCUGACGAACCCCCACUACUACACCCCCAGUACUAACGACCCCACCGUGCUGACGACCCCUGGACUACUGUACUACGCCCCUAAAGACUCACCCAGGGGAAGUAUGGAGGAGGACGUGCCCAUCUUGGUGGAAACGGAGUCGUGCGGUUCGUAUGACGACGUGGUAUUGGAGGAGGACUGCGAUGUCAUGGUUGGUGACGAGGCUUCUGUUGCUGAUGUGUACACAGAGAACGAGAGGCUGCACGCAGAGACGCCAAAAGCAUCUUUCACGAUCCACAAGGACUCCUCUUGCCUCUCUUCUGUCUCUCGUACUUCUGUCGGUGGAUCGUUCUCCAUCCUCUCCUCGUCCGUUAACCGGUCCUCGUUCCCGCCGACCCGCAGCACCAAGAUCACGGCCCCGCUGUGCGACUGUGGGCGGCGAGCCAAGCGUCUAACGGUGUGUAACGGCGGCCCGAACCAAGGCCGAGCGUUCUACUGCUGUGCGGUGCGUAAACACGGCCCUGGGGGGACCAGGAAGGGAUGUGAGUUAUUUAAUUGGGAGUCUGCUCUCCUCCAGACUAAAUCACCAGCCUCCGCUGCCGCCUCCAUCGCUCUGUGUUUUGGUCUCAACUCCAGUGUCGUUCGUCCCCCUGUCAUCAUCUAG
Messenger RNA from Salvelinus namaycush (lake trout), 1110 nucleotides. RefSeq names its product ERI1 exoribonuclease 2-like. Gene Ontology annotation, biological process: exonucleolytic trimming to generate mature 3'-end of 5.8S rRNA from tricistronic rRNA transcript (SSU-rRNA, 5.8S rRNA, LSU-rRNA). Lineage: Eukaryota; Metazoa; Chordata; Actinopteri; Salmoniformes; Salmonidae. The transcript has 7 exons. Gene Ontology annotation, molecular function: nucleic acid binding; 3'-5'-RNA exonuclease activity; zinc ion binding. Bases 1 to 1110 code for a protein of 369 amino acids. The record is from RefSeq and is a predicted model, not a curated record.